Ochotona curzoniae (black-lipped pika) is the source of this 1383-nucleotide messenger RNA. Its product is annotated as RWD domain-containing protein 2B-like. The transcript is spliced from 2 exons. Gene Ontology annotation, molecular function: protein binding. The record is from RefSeq and is a predicted model, not a curated record. The coding region runs from base 76 to 705 and encodes 209 amino acids. Lineage: Eukaryota; Metazoa; Chordata; Mammalia; Lagomorpha; Ochotonidae.
CUCUGGCCAACUUUGGAGAUUAGAAUGAAUCUGACAAUGAAAGUACUUCCCUGGCUAUAGAGUGUACCGAGAGAAAUGAUACAUUUUCCCCAUAUCUUUUCCAUCAGAUCAGUGCUGUUAAGUAGGUCACAGCAGACUCAAUUGAACACGGAUCUGACUGCAUACCUGCAAAAGAAUUGCCUUGGAGAUGUGUGUGUGUUGAAUGCCACGGAGUGGGUUAGAGAACAUGCCUCUGACUACAUUACCAGAGAUGUUCUACCUCCUUCCACCACUGGAUGCACAGUACAGUCUGUCGAUCUAAUUCUCACAAGACUUUGGAUAUAUAGCCAUCACAUCUACAACAAAUACAAGAGGAAGAAUAUUCUAGAGUGGGCAAAGGAGCUUUCCCUGUCUGGGUUUAGCAUGCCUGGAAAACCUGGCGUUGUUUGUGUAGAAGGCCCGCAAAGUGCCUGUGAAGAAUUCUGGUCAAGACUCAGAAAGUUAAACUGGAAAAGAAUCUUAAUUCGCCAUCGAGAAGACACUCCUUUUGACGGUACGAAUGACGAAAUGCAAAGGCAAAGGAAAUUUUCCAUUUUUGAAGAGAAAGUGUUCAAUGUUAGUGGAGCCAGAGGAAACCAUAUGGACUUUGGGCAGCUCUAUCAGUUCUUAAAUGUCAAAGGCUGUGGGGAUGUCUUCCAGAUGUUCUUUGGUGUAGAAGGACAGUAACAGCAAAACAGUGAUUGCAAAUAGUUUAUCACUACAGGCCUUUUGAUUGUUUCCCACUGUUUACUGAUAGUCCCACUGUAAUUUAAUCACAGUUCCGUUGUAGAAUGUUGAAAGGAAGAAAACCAAACAAAAAAAUCAGUAUAGCUGAAAUACAUUUGUUAAAAAUGUCAUGAUUGAGAAUAGGUGAUCAUCCUAGCAACUGAGAUGACCAGAUCUCACAUGAACUGCCAGGGUUACAGUCCCAGUUUGGGCUCCUGCUCCAGCUUCCCACCUGCGCUGACUCCAGAGGGCAGUGGUUACAGCUCAGGCAGCGGGUUCCUGCCACCUCCUGGUUACACUCCCAGCUUCCCACCCGCGCUGACUCCAGAGGGCUCAGGCAAUGGGUUCCUACCACCUCCUAGGAGGCCUGGAAUGUGUUCCCAUCCCAUCCUUCCAGCCCCAGCCAUUGCAGAUAUUUGGGGUGUGAAUCAAGAUGAUAACUCUUUUGAAUCAGUUUUUGAAAACUGCAUGAUUAAAUUUCAAGUUAUCUUAGAGUUUUUGCUAAACCUUUUUUUUUGUUUUACAAACUACUCAUUUUGAAAGAAAAACUGUGUAUGGCGAUAAUAUUGAUGAUCUAACUUUCCAGCAAUACCAGUUCUCUCCCCCCUUACCUCCCUCAAUAAAGAACCUGAAAAAGUU